Messenger RNA from Linderina pennispora, 2281 nucleotides. RefSeq lists its product as uncharacterized. Gene Ontology annotation, cellular component: glucosidase II complex. The record is from RefSeq and is a predicted model, not a curated record. The transcript has 2 exons. Gene Ontology annotation, biological process: N-glycan processing. Bases 141 to 2186 code for a protein of 681 amino acids. Lineage: Eukaryota; Fungi; Kickxellomycota; Kickxellomycetes; Kickxellales; Kickxellaceae.
UUGUUGGAAUGCUUGGUUUUCAUUUUCAAUAUAGCGAUUCCUUGCCUGGAAACAAUAUCCACUAGUCAUUGCAAGAGAUUGCAGGAAUACGAACACAGCAGUGGCUGCAGCAGCAAGCCAUAGAGUAGGAAAAAGCAUAUAUGAAUAGUACAUGGCCGGCGAUCACAUGGAUGAGGGUAGCUAUAUUUAGACAUUGCGGAGAAGACAUGAUUAGAUGCACGGAUCAUUGGAUUUGCCACGACCAUGCGCGUCAUAGGCACAAGCGAGAGCGAGCCCAUAGCCCAGCCUGGCUUUCUCUUUGUAAUCCUGUCUAUUGUCGUCUUUUUUUUUUUUCAUCUUCUACUCAGAUGCAGACCCGUAUUGCACUCGCGUCGUUCCUGCUGCUGCUGCCACACUCAGUGGUAAGCACCUCGGCACAGAUUCGUGGCCUGAACCCGGCUUUGGCCGAAAAAUAUGUGGCGAAUGCACGGGGCAAUUUCGAGUGCUUGGAUGGGUCCAAGGAGAUUCCGUUUGCGCGUGUCAAUGACGACUACUGCGAUUGCACUGACGGCUCAGACGAGCCGGGUACGUCGGCAUGUAAUAACGGCACGUUCUAUUGCCGCAACGAAGGGCACGAGCCGGCCAUUAUCGACUCUGCCAGAGUCAACGACGGCGUGUGCGAUCCGCAGUGCUGCGAUGGGUCGGAUGAAUGGGACUCGCAUGUGGUAUGUCCCAACACGUGUGAUACAGUGGGCCGCGCGCACCGGGAGUUGAGGGCCAGCCAGGAGAAAGAGCAGAAGGCAGGGCAGCAACGGCUGAGGCAGCUAGUGCGUGAGGCAUCGGGGCUGCGCAAAAUCAAGCGCGAAGAGCUUGCUCGCAAGCAAUCUAAACUAGCUGACGCCGAAGUCCAUCUUGCGGAGGCUGAGCAGCUGAAGGACAUGCUGGAAAAGCAGGAACAGGAGAUGCGGGCCAACCAGGACAGUGACCGCGCAAUGCGCAAGCAGGGUCUCUUUGACGAAUAUCUGCCAGAUCUGAUCGCGUACCGGCGGCACCUGGCCAUGGCCUUGCAUCGCAGCCGGUGGCAGCGCGAUUCGUUGAUUAUGCUUCUACGUGCAGUGCGCCGCGAGCACAACGCCGAGUUCAAUGACGAGGCGGUGAAUCUGGCUGUCAAGGAGUACACCGAGUUUGCCGACGCAUACCCGUACCUGGAAAAUGCGGCGGCAUCGGUGAUGGAGGAAGGCGAGGGAGCGCGGGCUGCACGUGAACAGGAGAUGGACCGCGACAGCGAAUUGCAAGACGACAAAAACUACGAAGCCUGCCGUGACGCAAUCAAUAUUGCUGAGAGCGAGCGCGAGACCAACAAGGCUGACAUCGACCUGCUCUACGGCAUCUUGGCCAAGCUGCGCGAUGACUAUAACAAAAACUACCAUGACUUGGCCGUCAAGGCCGCCGUCGUCGGCUUGGGAGAGUUCGAGCAGAUGCGUGAUGCUGAUAGCACAGUAAUUUCUAGCCAGUACGAGACUCUGGAGAUUGCUAAGGCCCAGGAGCGCGUCGCUGAGGCCAAGGCGCGGCUCGAGCUUAUACUUGACGAGACCACCGAAACUCCGGUGGAUUCCGAGCAGCCUGAUGUGGAUUUCCAGCAGCGGUUGGCCGAUGCACGCAGUGCGUACUAUACUGCGAGCUCGGAUAAGAGCCAGCUGGCAAAUGAUGUCAGCGUGCUUUCCGAGCUCCUGGGUAAGGACUUGGGCGAGCGCGAUAUGUACCUGCCGCUGAAGGACAAAUGUUACUCUUUGGAUGCUGGUGAGUACACGUACGAGGUAUGCUUGCUGGACCAGGCUACUCAGAUCAGCAACAAGGACAAUUCCCGCCAGCACCUGGGCUCUUUUGCUGAGUUCGCCAAGGACAGCGACGGAAUUACGCUGUAUACCACCCACAAGUACCUGAAUGGAAACAAGUGCUGGAACGGGCCCAACCGCUCGCUUAUUGCGACAUUUGAGUGUGCCGAGGAGAUCGAGAUAGUAAAGGUCACCGAGCCCGAAAAGUGCGAAUACCAUGCGCUUAUUACUGGCCCCUUCGCCUGCCCUAUGCCAGAGGAUGGUAUGGUAGAUGGGAAGGAUGACCCUUCUGGGAAGACACCUGUUCCUGCUGCGCCUCAGGAUGACGCUGUUUCUGUUUCACCCAUCCCCUAUGCUCACGACGAGCUCUAAAAGCUUUAUUUUCUUUUGUCCAUUCGUUUUUGCGACUAAUAGCAAAAGACAUAUCUAUCUUCAUCGUUUGACAUGCCGCAAAUGGGACAAAAUAU